Molecule: messenger RNA, 2238 nt
Organism: Caenorhabditis bovis
Lineage: Eukaryota; Metazoa; Nematoda; Chromadorea; Rhabditida; Rhabditidae
Source: the annotation of a GenBank genome assembly
AUGCGGCUUCAUUUGAUCAAACCCUCGAUUCUAAAGACUUCUACUCGUCACACAACCGGCCCCGGAGCUUAUAAACGGCUUCCAAUCGAUGAAAAAUGGGCAGCAAUGGCGAAAAAAGCGAUGAAAGGAAAAGAGGCGGAUACGCUUAUUUCGCAAACGCCUGAAGGAAUUCCGAUCAAGCCGCUUUAUCUCCGAAAAGAUCGCGAUUGUGAUGCUGAGCGUGAGCCGGAGCUUCCCGGACAAUUCCCGUUCACCCGCGGCCCAUACCCAACCAUGUACACGCAGCGACCGUGGACAAUUCGCCAGUACGCUGGAUUCUCAACCGUCGAGGAAUCCAACAAGUUCUACAAGGAGAACAUCAAGGCCGGACAACAGGGAUUAUCAGUGGCUUUCGAUCUUGCCACCCAUCGAGGAUAUGAUUCCGACAAUCCAAGAGUGUUCGGUGACGUCGGAAUGGCCGGUGUCGCUGUCGACUCAAUCGAAGACAUGAAGCAGCUUUUCGAUGGAAUCAAUUUGGAGAAGAUGUCGGUGUCGAUGACGAUGAACGGCGCUGUGAUUCCGGUGCUUGCGAUGUACAUCGCCGCUGCUGAAGAGUCGGGGGUGCCGAGAAAGCUGCUCGCGGGCACCAUUCAAAACGACAUCCUCAAAGAGUUCAUGGUCCGUAAUACGUAUAUCUAUCCGCCGGAGCCGUCCAUGAGAAUUAUUGGAGACAUUUUUGCGUACACGUCGAAGGAAAUGCCCAAGUUCAACUCGAUUUCCAUUUCGGGAUAUCACAUGCAAGAGGCUGGAGCUGACGCGGUCCUCGAGAUGGCCUUCACAAUCGCCGACGGCAUUCAGUAUUGUCAGACGGGAUUGGACGCCGGACUUCACAUCGAUCAAUUUGCGCCGAGAUUGUCGUUCUUCUGGGGAAUCUCAAUGAAUUUUUACAUGGAAAUCGCAAAAAUGCGCGCUGCUCGCCGCCUUUGGGCCCAUUUGAUCAAGGAGAAAUUCAAUCCAAAAAAUAUGAAGAGUUGCAUGCUGCGAACACACUCGCAAACAUCUGGAUGGUCCCUAACUGAGCAGGACCCGUACAACAAUAUUAUUAGAACUACCGUUGAAGCGAUGGCUUCGGUGUUCGGUGGAACCCAAUCGCUUCAUACCAACUCGUUCGAUGAAGCACUUGGAUUGCCGACGAAGUUUUCGGCGAGAAUCGCGAGAAACACACAAAUCAUCAUUCAGGAGGAGAGCGGAAUUUGCAAGGUCGCUGAUCCAUGGGGUGGCUCUUAUAUGAUGGAGUCGCUUACCGACGAAAUCUACGAUAAAGCGCUGGAGGUGAUCAAGGAGAUCGAUGAGCUCGGAGGAAUGGCGAAGGCUGUCGCAUCAGGAAUGACGAAGCUGAGAAUCGAGGAAGCUGCAGCGAAGAAGCAAGCUCGAAUUGAUGCCGGAAAGGAUGUCAUCGUCGGAGUAAACAAGUAUCGACUUGACGAGGAGACUAUGGUUGAUGUCUUGAAGAUCGAUAACGCCAAGGUUCGCGAAAGUCAGAUCGCGAAGCUUAAACACAUCCGAGCGACUAGAGACAAGGAAAGAGCGCAGAAGGCACUUGACGCGAUCACGGCAGCCUCUGCAGGAAAAGGAAAUCUUCUCGAGCUUGCCGUUGAAGCGGCGAACGCGCGUUGCACCGUCGGCGAGAUUUCGGAUGCGAUGGAGAAGGUGUUCCAGCGGCACGCGGCCGUCAAUCGUCUCGUCUCCGGCGCCUACAAGUCCGAGUUUGGCGAGACGUCGGAAAUUCAACAAGUCAUGGAUCGUGUCAAGGAGUUCGCUGAGAAGGACGGACGUCAGCCGAGAAUUAUGGUGGCCAAGAUGGGACAAGACGGACAUGAUCGCGGCGCGAAAGUCGUCGCCACUGGAUUCGCCGAUCUCGGAUUCGAUGUCGAUGUUGGGCCGUUGUUCCAGACGCCCGCCGAAGCCGCCCAGCAGGCUGUGGACGCUGAUGUGCACGUCAUCGGAGCAUCAAGCUUAGCCGCCGGACAUUUGACUUUGAUUCCGCAGCUCAUCGAUGAGCUCAAGAAGCUCGGAAGACCGGAUAUCCUUGUGAUCGCUGGAGGCGUCAUCCCACCGCAAGAUUAUCAGGAACUCUUCGAUAGCGGUGUCGCACUUGUGUUCGGACCAGGCACCCGACUCCCAGUGUGCGCCAAUCAGAUUCUUGAGAAACUCGAAGCCAAAUUGCCGAAUUCGUCCGGCAAAGCCGCAACGAACUAA